Amphiprion ocellaris (clown anemonefish) is the source of this 882-nucleotide messenger RNA. RefSeq names its product cytochrome c oxidase subunit 4 isoform 2, mitochondrial. The record is from RefSeq and is a predicted model, not a curated record. Gene Ontology annotation, biological process: mitochondrial electron transport, cytochrome c to oxygen. The coding region runs from base 160 to 681 and encodes 173 amino acids. NCBI's taxonomy places the organism in Eukaryota, Metazoa, Chordata, Actinopteri, Pomacentridae. The transcript has 5 exons.
GUUUGGUCCGUCUCCCUCCCAUCCAGCCUCCUUCUCACCGCCCACCAGUUGGUUCCUGCUCACUGUUAUGUGGAGAUAAGAGCCGAGACGAACCUGGGAACCAAGGCCCAAACUCUCCCUUUUUUCCUCUCUUUCAAGACUUUUGCUUCCUCCAAUCUCAUGAUGCUGCGUUUGACCUCCGGCCGGGUUGGAAGCCUCCUGACCAGACAGGCAACUUUAACCAGCAGCAGCGUCAGGAUGGCGAGUCACGAGGUGUCUGAGGCGGCGGACAUGUCUCAGCCCAUGUACUGGGACCGGGCGGACGUCCCGCUGCCUGACAGAGCCUACAAAGACGUCCUGACCGACGCUGACAGGAAGCUGAAGCAGAAGGAGAAAGGACCCUGGGGUCAGCUGAGCAAAGAGGAGAAGAUCGCAUUGUACCGGCUGACGUUCCGCCACACCUACCCGGAGAUGAAGCGGCCGUCCGACGAGUGGAAGACCGUGGUGGGAGGAAUCUUCCUGUUCCUGGGCUUCACCGGCCUGGUGGUCUGGUGGCAGAGGGUCUACGUCUACCCUCAGCGUCCCAGGACCUUCGAUGACGACUGGCAGGCCAAGCAGCUCCAGAGGAUCCUGGACAUGAGGAUCAACCCCAUCGAGGGAAUCUCCUCCAAGUGGGACUACGAGAAGGGCCAGUGGAAGUAGAGCUGUUGGUAGUGACCUGGUAGUCCACCUCGGAGCGCUGCUGCACUUUUUGAAUGUUCUUCUAAGUGUGUAAACCACUAGAACCCAGGAACUGAUCUGUCAGCAGCUCUGAGGGAACCUCACUGUGUUGCCUGAAGUCGACCUGUCACAGGGAAACUGUCCGUCCUGGUGACCGUAAAAGAAUAAAGUUUUGCUGAUGUC